AUGAAUAAAGCAGAAGUAUAUGCCUAUUUAGAUGAACAUAAGAUUCAGUACGAAGUUACUGAACACAAAGCAGUAUUUAACAUGAAAGAAAUCUCUGAUAUUAAACUUCCAUAUCCCAACUCAGAAGCUAAAAACCUUUUCAUCCGUGAUGAUAAAAAACGAAGUUAUUAUCUUUUGUCUGUUCAUGGUGAUAAGCAUGUGGAUUUGAAGAAAUUUAGAAAAGACAAUAACACAAGACAAUUAUCAUUUGCUUCAGACUCAGACUUACUGAAUACACUUGGUUUGAUUUCUGGUGCAGUGUCACCCCUUGGAAUAUUAAAUGACAAGGAAAGAAAAGUUCAGGUUUUUAUUGACAAAGAAUUUUUAAAUAGUGCUGAUGGUCUUAUAGGAGUUCAUCCAAAUGAUAAUACUGCCACAAUUUGGUUGAAAGUUAAUGACUUAAUUGACAUCAUAAAAUCUCAUGAGAAUGAGGUGCAUGUCAUAGAGUUUUAA
Messenger RNA from Entamoeba dispar SAW760, 492 nucleotides. RefSeq lists its product as uncharacterized. Lineage: Eukaryota; Evosea; Mastigamoebida; Endamoebidae. The record is from RefSeq and is a predicted model, not a curated record. The transcript has a single exon. Bases 1 to 492 code for a protein of 163 amino acids. Gene Ontology annotation, molecular function: aminoacyl-tRNA deacylase activity.